GCGAAGAUGUCUAAGGAGUAGGGAGUAGAAAAUAUGGCCCGCCAGCAGUUGGGCUUUCAUACCGCACACGUGAACAAGCCCAUGGGUAGACGGCCGAGUCAGAGUCCAGUGCGAUGGCCACACAGAGACAGUGUCCGGUCCGGGUGCUGACUGCCGCCAGCGUCGUUAUUAUUCCGCAGCGCUCCUCUCCGGACCCCGUCUCCGUCUUGGCGUCGCCACGCCACCGCCACCGCCACCGCUCCUCCGCCGGCGGGGUUGCAAGUCUCCAGCCCAGCCAUGGAUGGGAUCAUGAAGGUGCUCGAUCACACCGUCCGGGAGAUAAAGCGAGAGGUCAAUCUCAAGGUGCUCAAGGUGCCAGAGAUCGAGCAGAAGGUUCUUGACGCGACGAACGAUGAGCCGUGGGGGCCUCACGGUUCAGACAUGGCGGACAUUGCACGGGCCACCAAGAAUAUCGGCGAAUGCCAAAUAAUUAUGAAGGUGCUGUGGCAACGGUUGGGCAACACCGACGCGAAUUGGCGUCACCUGUAUAAGGCGCUGGCUGUGGCUGAGUAUCUUCUGGCCAAUGGCACUGAGCGCGCAGCUGAGGAAAUCAUCGACAACAGCUCACAGAUUGCGAAACUCACCACAUUCGAGUUUGUGGAGCCUGGUGGAAAAGAUGUUGGGCUCAAUGUGCGCAAGAAGGCUGAAGCUGUUCUGGUCAUUGUGGAUGACAGGGAAAAGCUUCAACAAGCCAGGGAGAAGGCUGCUUCUACGAGGGACAAGUACUUGGGGGUGUCAUCAACUGGAAUGUCAUCAUACAAAUCAAGCGCAGCAUCAUUUGGCAGUGGCAGCUACUCCUCUGGUAGUCGCUAUGGGAGCACAGCUGGUUCAAGGGGAACUGCCUCGUUCAAGGAUAGACACACUGGCACAGAAUUGAGCAAGAACAAUAAUAAGCCAAGUUACAGCAGCACUAGACAAAGGCCAAAAGAAGCUACUAAUAAGAGUGCAAAUAGCUCUAAAUUAGCAAAGGGAGGCUCCAAAUCAUUGUCGAAUCCACGUGCCGCACCUGGUGUUCCAAGUUCACAGAAAGGAAAAAAUGAGGAUGAUGGCGACGAGUUCAAUCCACGAGGAUCUUCCACAUCUGAUUUCCAGUCAGCCAAUGCCCCAUUAGAGGCAGCAACGUCAAGUGGUUCUCACCCUCAGGACAACAUUGAUCUAUUUGCUGGCAGACCAUCCUUUGGUGGCUCAGCUACUGCAGACAUGGAGUUCUCAGUACGUGGUGCUCCCAAAAAGCAUAUAGAGCAAAAAACUUCUUCCCCUGCGCAGCCCUCUGCGUCUGCUUUUGAUCCCUUCAACCCAUCCUUUGCCACAAUAUUCCCUUCGGACACAGAGUUUUCAGUGCGUGGCACCCCAAGCAAAUCCAAAUCCUCACAAGGAAAGCCCCCCGCACCUGAAAAUUCAAGUGGCACGACUUUCGACCCUUUGGCUGGAAUUCGGGUGAAGAGUUUCAACGGAUCAAACUCUUCUGGUGUAUGGUCUUCAAGUAAAGGAUCAGCUGUUACUGAACCAACACAUGGUUCUCCUGGGGCCACCAAGAGUUCUGAUUGCAGUCCUUCGGAGGAGUUGAAUUUUGGGGCCUUUACGUUGCACAAGGAAUCACGCACGGUAAGUGCCACCAAAUCCAUGAACGAGUCACUCGCAAAGCAGAAGCAGGACUCCAUGCCAGCAUCAAAACCAGCUGUGAAGGGAGAGACUUUUCGGGUCAAAUCUAGCAUUUGGGCUGACUCUUUGAGCCGUGGGUUGAUUGAUUUGAAUAUAGCUGCCCCAAACAUUGUUGGUCCUUCAGAUGCCGGGGUCGUUGGGCGGCUCAGCAACGGCUCUGAGGAGAAAGCCCCAGAAGCUGUUCCAUGGUACAUGGAGGCAGCAACAGGCACUACUGAGUUUCCACGCUCCACAGGAGCAGGUGGUGAAAGCCGCAUUUUCCAGCAGCAGCAGCAGCAGCACUUUGGGAACUUCAGGUGAUCCUUGUUCAGGGUUGUAUAUUCUCGCUUACCUUGGGUGGGCAUGCCUCUCCAUCCGUGGUUCCCGCGAUAUCUGAUUCUGAUCUGUUGCGCAUCUCUACAUUUUUGCACCUGAACAUGUACCUUUUUCUUUUCGAGGUAUGGACAUGUAUACUCUUCUUAUGCAAUGAUCAUUAGAUGUAAUCUGGGUCCUAGAGAAACACCUGUAAUCUGCGUCCUAGAGAUGCUACUAUGAUUUCGUAUACAUUAAAAUGUUAAUAUACUUUGGGCAGU
Molecule: messenger RNA, 2273 nt
Organism: Triticum aestivum (bread wheat)
Lineage: Eukaryota; Viridiplantae; Streptophyta; Magnoliopsida; Poales; Poaceae
Product: clathrin interactor EPSIN 1
Exons: 10
Coding region: 277-2001 (574 amino acids)
Biological process (GO): endocytosis
Cellular component (GO): plasma membrane; endosome; clathrin vesicle coat
Molecular function (GO): phospholipid binding; clathrin binding
Source: RefSeq, a predicted model, not a curated record